Molecule: messenger RNA, 504 nt
Organism: Apis laboriosa (Himalayan honeybee)
Lineage: Eukaryota; Metazoa; Arthropoda; Insecta; Hymenoptera; Apidae
Product: major royal jelly protein 2-like
Exons: 3
Coding region: 1-504 (167 amino acids)
Cellular component (GO): extracellular region
Source: RefSeq, a predicted model, not a curated record
AUGGCAGACAACAGAGGUAACGCUUUAAGUGUUUAUCAAAAUUCCGACAAUUCUCUCCAUCGAUUGACUUCCAACACUUUCGAUUACGAUCCCAGAUAUACCGAAUUUACGAUCGCGAGUGAAAGUUUCAUAUUGCAAGAUGGAAUUUUUGGAAUAGCAGUUAGUCCCGUGACAAAUAAUCUUUAUUAUAGCCCUCUCUCUUCUCGCAGUUUAGUUGAAGACAUUUACAAUACUCAAUUAUCCGCUAAAGCAGUAUCGAAAAAUGGCGUCGUCUUUUUCGGUCUUGUGAAUAAUUCAGCUCUUGGGUGCUUGAACGAGCAUCAACCAAUUCAGAGACAAAAUAUCGAUAUGGUCGCUCAAAAUGAAGAGACACUUCAAAUGAUAUUUAGUAUAAAAAUUAAGCAAGAUUUUCCACAAUCCAACAGAAUUAAUAAAACUAAAAGGAAUGAAUAUAUGUUGGCUUUAAGUAAUAGAUUACAGAAAUUUAUGAACCAUAUAUUAUGA